CAGCGGCCAUUCCUUCCUCUAGGGUACAGGGUCCAGUUACCCCUUCGGCAUGCUGGUCAUGCCCUCCCAAACAUCGCGUGUUUGCUGACCCACUCCGAAGCGAUCUUCGACCCAAACGCCAUAUGCCUUUUAUUUUUAGCUAUUUAUUUGGGCUCACCAGCACGUCAUCCAACAACCUCUCAUCGACGGGUUCAUGCCCAACUCUUCACCCCCAGAAGUCGGACACGGCCGAGGAUGUGCCAAAUCAAGCUCCUGCCGACUUCCAGUCCACAGAAGACAGAAGGCAGCGUCAGCUCCCCACACGGCCGCCGAAGGGCUCGCGAUGGUUCAUGAUAGGAACACAAACCAAUGAAAGAUGGAGGGUAUAUAGGGCUGGUCGAUACGACGACAACGAUAUGCCUCCGCUCGGUACUGUCGGAGAUUCAGAUGACGAGGAGGAUUAUUCUCGGCCGUGGCAUUCAGCCCGUGACUACGAGUACACACUAGCAUCCCCACCCCCCAGCAGUUCGGCCAACGACGACAACGAGAGCACUGAUGGCGCCGAACACACUGGCAGCGAAUCUGAUGGGGAGAACAGCGAGACUGAUGACGACACAGCCUCUGAUGUCAGCGAUGACGAGGAUGGCAACGACUCCUGGCCUGAACUGUCAGGCGAUGAUGCUGGUGUCAAUGAUGUCGACGAUGAUGAUGAAUCAAACAGCGACGAGGAGCCUGUGCACGGCGAAGGCACGGCAGGCCAGACCAGCUCCGACAAGGCAGAGCUCACGCGUGGCGAGGCUGCAGGCUCACCUGAGCCUGGCGCUGACUCCGAGUUGCAGUCUGACUCCUCGGAUGAUGCUAAGCCGGUGGAUGAGACACCGAGGACUGCGAAGCAGCGCCGAAUCCAGGCUGCACUUGCAGCCAUCGAGGCGUCCGGCCUCAAGCCCGCUGCCCAAUGGGAAGCCGAAGACGUCUAUCCGCAGCGCCGCCAAGACCUUCGGCAUCGCGCCGUCCACUCUGAACGACCACUGGAAUGGGAAGAAGUCGCGUGUCGAGGCGCACAUCCCACAGCGCAAGUUAAACCCCGCGGAGGAGGACGUACUCGUUGAGUGGCUCAAAGAGGUCGGGCGGCGUGGUAUGCCGCUCACGCAAGAAGCUGUCGUCGACCAUGCGUCGGCAAUUGCAGGCGUCCCCAUCGGAACAUCGUGGUAUCGCCGCUUCAAGAAGCGCCAUCCGGAGUUGGCAGUUCGCUGGGCGACGAAGCUUCAAGCCUGCCGCGCAAAGGCCCUCAACCGUCCGAAGGUCAC
Molecule: messenger RNA, 1286 nt
Organism: Fomitopsis serialis
Lineage: Eukaryota; Fungi; Basidiomycota; Agaricomycetes; Polyporales; Fomitopsidaceae
Exons: 8
Coding region: 123-1088 (321 amino acids)
Source: RefSeq, a predicted model, not a curated record